UUUACUCUUUCUCUCUCAACAACCAUUCACGAUAGGUUCUUUUGCCCGAUUUGAACGAGUUUUUGCAAGAAUUGAAGAAAUUUAUGCAUGUAUUGAAGGUCAAGCUUACACUGGGUUGCCAAUUUGAAGCUUUCAAAGGUGACUUUUUACUGGAAUUGGUGUAGUGCAGUUGUAGAUUGGUGACAAAUUAAGUGGAGUAUUGUAUUCAAUCAGCUAUGACUCGAGGUGGAUAUCGUGCCGGAAAGUCCUCAAGCAGGAGUAAGACUACUAAUCGUGCAAAACUUCCUUCUAUUCCAACUCCAAUGAUAGAACAGGAUGAUACAAGUUCCAUUCCUACCAUUAUGCCAACCGAUCAAACACCGAUCAUUCCCGAGACAUCUCUGAUUUCACCUAACCAAAGCAACCCAACAAGCCAGAAUAUGAAUGCUCAAAUCAACAGAGCAGUUGAGGUAAUAUUUGGUCAGAGAAAUGUAUCUGCUUCAAGUGAUUCCAGUUGUAACAAUAGCCGGACCCCUAUUUUUCUGACUUCUUCAGGGUUUAUACCUACUACUUAUGUGUUUACUGUUUUUGUAUUUACUAUUUUUGUACAUAAAUAUUGUACAGUGUUAUUGGUGUUGGAUUUGAUGUUGUACAGGUUGAAACCGUCUUCUAAAUGCUCCAGUUUCAUUACAUUGUCUUUCAAAAGUGAAGUUGAUCCUAAUGGGAUCAACUGGAAAGGUGUCUUACAAGAUGUCAAAGAUGAUUAUUUUGGAGAAUUCAAGGAUGCUUCCGUUAGUGAAGUUGUGGUGAAGCAACAAUGGAUGAAGAAGCCUGCAUUAUGCUACAAGAAUUAAUUUCCAAUAUAAAAAAGCAAAGAGCCACAGUUUAACCAGAAUUUGUAAAUGACCAUGUGUGGAAAAAGUUGAUGAAACUUUGGCAAAGUGAUGACUGUGUUAAGAAGUCUGAGAUAAAUUCAAAGAAUUAUUGUAGUGGAAAGGAAGUAGCUGCUGGGACACACACAGAUGGCUCUAUCACAGCCGGAGAGCACUGAAAA
Capsicum annuum is the source of this 1033-nucleotide messenger RNA. RefSeq lists its product as uncharacterized. The record is from RefSeq and is a predicted model, not a curated record. Bases 216 to 833 code for a protein of 205 amino acids. NCBI's taxonomy places the organism in Eukaryota, Viridiplantae, Streptophyta, Magnoliopsida, Solanales, Solanaceae. The transcript is spliced from 4 exons.